ACAAGAGCUCGCAGAAAACAAUCCCUUUGGCAGAUACACGCUUUUCCGUCUCCGAAAUGGCUUUCAAGGCUUUCGUCUUCCUUUUCCUGGCUUUGCUCUUGUUCACAACUGGGAGUUCAACCGUGGCUCCAGCUCACCCACCAGAGAAACCUCCCACGGCAGUUCACCCGCCAGUUCACCCACCAGUGAAGGCUCCCAUUGGAGCACCCCCUGUCAAGCCCUAUGGAUGCGUGGCGAAGUGCGAGGAGCUCUGCAAGACGCACCGCAAGAAGAGGCCGUGCAUGACCCCAUGCACGGCAUGCUGCAAGAAGACCAACGAGUGCGUGCCCCAAGGUUAUACGAAGUGCCCUGGCUGGGACUACGUUUCCAUCCACGGAAAGAAAACCGCUUGCCCUUAUUAGCCAUCGCUUCAUGUUGUUUGGAUGUGGUCGUGGUUUUUUACUUCAUAUAUUGUGUUGUACUGGUACUUGGAGUUGCUUUGAUCAUGUAAUAAGUUCCAUAUGGAAGGACGAACAAUAAAAUAAGUGUAAAAC
Molecule: messenger RNA, 533 nt
Organism: Eucalyptus grandis
Lineage: Eukaryota; Viridiplantae; Streptophyta; Magnoliopsida; Myrtales; Myrtaceae
Product: gibberellin-regulated protein 14-like
Exons: 3
Coding region: 57-401 (114 amino acids)
Source: RefSeq, a predicted model, not a curated record